GAUGCGCGUUGGAUCGUCCUUGUGUGUGAACAUUACUUUUGUUUUUCCACGUGCUUUCAUAUAAAGCUGUUUUCAUAUCAAGGUUUAUUAUUUUACCAAAACAGUUGGUAUUUGCGCACUUGCUUUUUUUUUUUAAAUAUUGAACUCGAUACUGCCUUACUUGAAAUGUGCAAUUUAUUAGGUACACACUAUCGAUAACUAGAUAUCCUGCCCAUAAAACCAUAUUCGCUGUAAUCGAAAGCGCCCGUUUUCAGGGCAGGGCCGAAAGCGAACCAAAUGAUCUGCACAUGCAGCGCGGUGUGCGCAGUGUCUUACCAACCAGGCUAAGUGAAAGAUUUCGUCACGCGGACGAAGCGCGUCGCACUAUCGGGGUGAACUAUCGCUGCAAGGCUAGAGGCGAGCAUGCGCCCGUGAAAUCCGUAGUGAGAACGGACGCCGGACGCCACCGAAUAAAGCUCGGCGCGAUAAUACAUCCCUUCUUGGGUGUGGCCAUUUGACUGCAGGGCGUUUCAGUGGUUGUGGCUCUGUGCGGGGAUUCCUCAGUUAAAUGAGUGUGCAAGGAACAGAUGUCCCAGGCCCCGACGUCGUCGUCGCGGCAACAUCAACGACUUCGAAGCCAAAUCGGAAGCCAGACAUAGAUGACGCUCGGAACGUCCAGCAGAGCGUCAGUCGGACGACGUCGUCACACGUCUACGACGCGGCUGAAGAGCGGCAUCUGCAAGAACUCGCACUGCAAUUUUCCGAGUCUUCUCCAGCUGCCGAGCUUCCACCGACUGCGUCGAAGCUUGCGGAUUCUGCUGAGGACACAGGCACCGCUGAAGAGAGUUCCAAGGAACAAACACUUAGGGCACCCCCAUUGCAAAUUGCUCCCGCCGAACAAACACCAGAACGGGCUUCCCCUAAUGUCCAGGAUGGUUCCAGAUUCACGGCAGCGCCUUCUGUGACACCCAUUACUGUUCGCUUGAUCGAGGAGCCAGGGGCCAAACUUCAGGCUCCCGUUACGACACCUGUGACGUCACUCACAUCGUCUGUUCUGGCCACCGUGUCUUCACUUUUCGGGGCCCCAAUCCUGUUGACUGCUACACCACCUCUGCCUUGCUUGGGUUCGCAUGGGAUAGUGCCACAGCUACAGAACAUCGUGGCCACGGUAAACCUCUGCUGCCCGCUCGACCUUCGCCAGAUCGCUUUGCGGGCUCGCAACGCCGAGUACAACCCGCGCAGGUUCGCCGCCGUGAUUAUGCGCAUACGGGAGCCCCGCACCACGGCGCUGCUGUUCCGAUCCGGGAAAAUUGUCUGCACCGGGGCGAGAAGUGAACUUCAGGCCAGGAUAGCAGCGAGGAAAUUUGCACGCAUCGCGCAAAAGCUGGGCUACAACUGCUCAAGUUCAAGGAAACACAGGCUCAAACAUGACAGCGCUGCGUCAUGUUUCCUUAAGUGUAUCGGUGUGCUUGAGUGCUGCACGAUCGAUUUAUCACCAUCAAGUCCGUGCAACUUCUCCACAUGAAAGAAGCGAAGUUCAACGACUUCAAGGUUCAGAACAUCGUGGCCAGCUGCGACGUUGGCUUUUCCAUCAAGCUCGAAAGCCUAGCUCUCAAC
Molecule: messenger RNA, 1596 nt
Organism: Dermacentor andersoni
Lineage: Eukaryota; Metazoa; Arthropoda; Arachnida; Ixodida; Ixodidae
Product: TATA-box-binding protein-like
Biological process (GO): DNA-templated transcription initiation
Molecular function (GO): DNA binding
Source: RefSeq, a predicted model, not a curated record